This is a messenger RNA of Sipha flava (yellow sugarcane aphid), 432 nucleotides long. RefSeq lists its product as uncharacterized. The record is from RefSeq and is a predicted model, not a curated record. The annotation marks the transcript as partial. The transcript has 2 exons. Lineage: Eukaryota; Metazoa; Arthropoda; Insecta; Hemiptera; Aphididae.
UACCGUAUAUGCGUUUGCACAGUGCCUCGGCUGUCAGUUAUAGUUGAUAUUCGUUCGGUCAUGACGGCUUAUAUCACUACUCGAUUACUAGUCGUGAUCAUCUUGCUGACCGCGGCGGGACGCGCGUCCGCAGCCCGCGUGCUCGGCGUGUUCCCGCACCACGGGUACAGCCAUCACUCCGUGUUCUUACCUUACCUGAGAGCGCUGGCCGACCGCGGUCACAACGUGCUGGUGAUCAGCCAUUUCGAUUCAUCGCACACGGGAAUCAUGGACAUCAGCGUCAAGGGCUCGGCGCCUAUGGACAAUAACAUCACGUUCCCGGACUCGACGACGUUCGGGUUUUUCGCCACGUGGAGGGACGUUUUCGUUAUGUACAACAUGGCGAAGAUUACCGAGGGCAUUUUUGAGGUGCCGGCCGUCCGGCAGCUGCUC